Molecule: messenger RNA, 1077 nt
Organism: Fusarium poae
Lineage: Eukaryota; Fungi; Ascomycota; Sordariomycetes; Hypocreales; Nectriaceae
Exons: 3
Coding region: 1-1077 (358 amino acids)
Cellular component (GO): Golgi apparatus
Source: RefSeq, a predicted model, not a curated record
AUGGCUGCAGACACAGUAUCAAACAUCACCAACAAGGUGCAACACGCCCCGUCCGUCGUGUCUUUCCUCGCUAUCGGCCUCUUGCAAGGCGUGACGGUGUCAAUUCUUCAGGGAAUUGUUGUCAUCAAUUGGAAUGAGUACCUCAAGCCAACUGUGUUGCAAGUCCCAAGAGGAUACACAAUCCCAGCCAAUUUAGCCAUCUUCAUUUUUGGCUUUGUAUUCCAGCUCAUUUUCAUGAUCGAUGCAAUUCGUCUCAAGAGUACAGCUCAGGCCAUGCUUGCCUGCCUGCUCAACGCUGGUUUCCUGCCUCUGGCCGUCUACCAGCGCAAGCAAAUCAGGGAGAGUAUCGAAUCACUCUCAGGCUCUACUGAUAUGAACGGUGAAUCUUUGGUUCACCUAGAUAAGCCUAUUUGGGAAGAUAUUGGCGGUAUUUUGUUCGCCAUGCCGUUUGUCGUAGGAGUCUGCACCCUCUUUCUUAUUAUCACCGUUUGGUACCUUAAACAACACUUCGAUUGGCAAGCGUAUCGAAAUGUUGGUGCAGAUGCUAGGUUAAGAAGGAUUCGAAUGAUUCACCUGAUCUUCGUCAUGUUUGCCAAAGUAGUUAUUUACUUUAUUAUCUGCUACGAAGUCAUCUACGGCGUCACCCAACUUCGAGGCAUGGGAACCGAAUUCAUCAUUCGCAUGGUUCUUCUUGGAGUUGCUGUUAUCAUCACCAUGCUAUCUAUAAUAUUCAGCAAGACGGAAAACCGCAUAGGCAUGGUGGCCUCGAUCGUCAUCUUCCUCGCCAGUAUCUCUUAUUUCAUCUUCAACAUUGUCCGGAUGCAGACCCACUGGGACAAUUAUGGAGCCACAGGUGAUAUCAUGACUUGCUAUGCUCUCAUGGCUGCUGUGUUUCUUCUCGCGACAGCCAUCUUUGGCAUGUUGUGCUUGAAGAACUUCUAUGGAGGUCUGAAGGAGUAUCUGGAAAAGCACGAAGAAACGGGCCAGAGGCCUCCAUCAGUCAAGAAUUUUGAACUCGAUGCUAGAAAUAGCUUCAGUUACCAGAGUAUGAGGGGCAUACGGGAUCUGGACAGUUAA